UCGAUUUCCCCACUCCCCACCUCUCCCUCCCAACUCCUUAUCCUCUUCUUCUUGCUGAACUGCUCAUCAGUCUGGCCACAGCCUUGGUAAGUGCCUACUUUGGCAGGCCACGUCAGUCACUCGCGGUACAUGACCCUGCUCACUCGUUCACAGACAGCAGGGAUGGAUCAGAAGGCCGGCGAGACUGACGAGGCCUAUGAGGCACAUUUGGCGGCCAUCAUGGCCGAAAGCAAGCAACGGGCAGAAGCAUCAGCAGCAGCACGGAAGAAGGAGGCAGAGGCAGAGAGGCUGCGUCGGGUAGGCGAAGAUCAAUGGCAGAAGCACGCAGCAGCAGCAGCAAAGGCCGCAAAUGAAGAACGCGUACGGCGGCGGGAGAUUCUCUUCAAGGAGGAAACUGCAUCACACGCACAGGCCAAGGAUUGGCAGAAGGAGGCCGAGAAUGGAGACUCCGUUGACUACAUGGCAAGGAUUGCUCUCUUGCUCAACCGCCUGGAGAAGCGACCAGUCGCCACCUCCAGCGCCGGCCCCUCCGACCUUGUCGACCGCGUCAACGUCUUGGAGAUAGACGUGGGAACGCUCAAGACCGAGACUCAGCGACUGGACCAGCAGGUGGGGGCAGCAGCCACACCGAGCUCAGCGCGUCGUGAGAGCAUCCCCAAAUUUGAAGGGCUCCUGAUCUUCUGUGAUGCAUCGAAGACGGAGCCUAUACCGUGGUGGCGCCAGUUCGAAUUAAAGCUGGACAUCCACCAUGUCGUCCACACAAACCGGCACGCAUACUUAUGCUCCCGGUCAGGAGGUGCGUGCCAAGCAUGGCUGGACAACAUGUUGUCCGCACAUGCAUGUACAGUCUCCGAGCUACACAACUUCAUCACCUGGGCUGAUCUUACGGCGGCAUGGAAGAAACGUUUCCAAGUGGAACCGCCCGAGCAUCAGGCGAUGGACAAGCCGCUGACAUUCUCACAAAACAACAUGCCAAGUGGAGACUGGAUAUCUGAGUUCCAACGUGUGGCAAGCACGCCCAAGCUGCCGCUGAACUUCGACGGCAUCAAGCUUUACUUUAUCAAGAGGUCGUGCCCAGCGUUGCAAAAUGCGUUAAAUCAGGUCGCGGAGAACCUCAACACAAGUGAGGAACUCUUCAACAAGGUCACGCAGAUCAUUGUGACGAACUUGGAAGCCAAGAACAUUGGCCGUUCGUCGACAGCCGGCCAGGGUGCGUAUCAGCAUCAACCGAGAGUGGCCGUGGUCGCGGCAGCAACGCCAAGCGACCCUUCAACUUCAAACGAGGCUGCCUCGUCUGACGAGGGAGACGGACUAGCAGCUGCCCAGAAUGGUGGCCGCCCCGCCAAAGGACGAGGGCACGCCGAAUCACAACCCACGGACUUAUCUUCGGACCCCCAUGUGGUACGGUUGCUUGACGAAUUCGGCGACAUCUUCGAGUCACCUACUGGCGUGGUGCCGGAUCGGCUGAUCUCCCACGAGGUCAUUCUUGAGGCCGGUGCCGUGCCGCUGAAAGGUUGCAUCUAUCGCAUGAGCGAGGAGGAACUUACAGUACUCCGAGCGCGGCUCGACGAUUUGUUUGACAAAGGAUGGAUCCGGCCUAGUAGCUCACCCUAUGGUGCGCCUGUUCUCUUCGUGCGGAAGAAGAACGAGGUUAUUUGCCUAUGCAUCGAUUACCCCAAGCUCAAUGCACAAAACGUCAAGAACACGGGACCUCUUCCUCGUAUUGACGACCUUUUGGAGCGGUUGGGCGGCGCAAUUUUUUUUUCCAAGUUGGAUUUAAAGUCGGGGUAUCAUCAGAUUUCGAUACGCCCGCAAGAUCGCUACAAGACCGCGUUUAAGACACAGUACGUGCAUUUCGAGUGGGUCGUCAUGCCUUUCGGGCUCACCAACGCCCCAACGACUUUUCGAGCGGCGAUGACCAACGAGUUUCGUGCAAUGUUAGACCGGUUCGUGCUGGUCUACUUAGACGACAUCCUCGUCUAUAGCCGAACCUUGGAGGAACAUCUCGAGCAUCUUCGACGAGUGCUGGAGACGCUCUGUCGCGCCAAGUACAAAGCCAACCGCGUAAAGUGCGAGUUCGUACGUCAAGAGUUGGAAUACUUGGGGCAUUUCGUCACUCCACAAGGCAUCAGUCCGUUGUCGGACAAGAUCCAAGCCACCCAAGAUUGGCCGGAGCCGCGGAACGUCACUGAUGUCCGUUCAUUCCUUGGCCUUGCCGGCUACUACCAACGUUUCAUCAAAGGAUACUCGAAGAUUGCGGCCCACUUAUCCAAGCUUCAAUGCGAGGACCUACCAUUUGACUUCGGGACGGAUGCGCGGGGAUCAUUUUUGGCCCUUAAGGCCGCAUUGCUAUCAGCGGAAGUCUUGCGAAUAUACGACCCGCUAUUGCCAACGCGCGUCACUACGGAUGCGUCCGGCUAUGGCAUUGGUGUCCUCCUCGAACAACAUGAUGGCGUGGACUGGCACCCGGUCGAAUACUUCAGCAAGAAAGUGCCAGUCGUACAUUCAAUCGAUGAUGCACGCAAGAAGGAACUUCUCGCCUUCGUCCACGCACUCAAGCGGUGGCCGCACUUCCUCCUUGGUCGACGCCAAUUCCGAUGGGUAACAGACAACAAUCCGUUGGUCUUUUACAAGACCCGAGACACCGUCAACAGCACGAUCACCCGUUGGAUGGCGUUCAUCGACCAGUUCGACUUCUUUCCCGACCAUAUUCCGGGGAAGUCAAACCAUUUCGCGGAUGUUCUUUCACGACGUCUGGAUUACUGCACCGCCGUCUACUCGACCUUCGAAAUAGAGGAUGACUUGCGGGACAGUUUCAUCAGCGGCUAUCAAGCCGACCCCGAAUUUCGCGACAAAUUCGCAAAUUGUUCCUCUCCCAAUCUGGCGCCUUCGCACUAUCGGAUCCAAGAGGGAUACUUGCUCAUUCACUUGCAGGGGAAGGAUCUACUUUGCGUGCCGCAAGAUUCACACUUGCGCACAAGGCUUCUUGGCGAGUUCCACGACGCCCCCGCCAUCGGACAUUUUGGAGUCAAUCGCACGAUUGGCCGACUCCGCGAGCGCUUUUAGUGGCCCGGUCUUCUCGACGACGUCACGCACUAUUGUGAGUCAUGCGAGGUUUGCCUACAUUGCAACCCCCCCAAUCAUCGUCCGUACGGCGAACUGCGACCAUUACCAGUC
Chara braunii is the source of this 3177-nucleotide messenger RNA. The record is from the annotation of a GenBank genome assembly. NCBI's taxonomy places the organism in Eukaryota, Viridiplantae, Streptophyta, Charophyceae, Charales, Characeae.